UCACCUUGGUUGUGUGCAAAAGUCUGCACUACUUCAGUUGGGUCUCGACACUAAAACAUUGACAAGUUGGUGGAUGAACAAACACAAGACUGAUUGUUUUGUUUCUCACAGGGACAUUAUUUAACCUGAAAAAAAUAUAUAGAAUUGUUACUAUCCAAUAGAAGCAACAUGAAGAGUCACCAGGAAGACAUAAUUUUUCAGGCUCUGCUCUUCAUCCACAUCUCUGUGGUCUAUUUCUUCACUGCAGUGCAGGGCCAAUCAGAUAGCAGCAGCGUUGUAGCGGCUGGCUACAAUGUGAGCGCCCCGGCCGGCUCCAGCGUAAUGUUGCAGUGCUUCAGUGGUCGUAUGGUGUGGACCAGGGACAACCUGAGGGACAGACAGAGGGUGGUCCACUGGGACGUUUACCGGGCCCAUGUGGACCACGGUAUGGAGAGAGUUUUGGACAUGUACUCUGCAGGAGAGCAGAGGAUAUACAACUCCUACAACCUGAAAAGAGUUGGCCUCAGCCAGACAGCCUUCAAGGAUGGAAAUUUCUCACUCGUCAUCAAAGAUGUGACAAUGAAUGACAGAGGUCUGUACUCUUGUAACCUCCACCAUCUCUACUGCCACUUGUACGAGACGGUCCGAGUGCAACUGAAUGUCACUAAAUCACGCCGGAAAGAGCAGCGCUACUGGGAUGGCCACAAAGCGGUGUACGUGGUGCUGCUGGGGAGCACGGUGGUGCUGCCGUGCAUCAACAGGAGAAACGUGUGGACAGACUGGAGCAACGAGGAGGAGGAUCAGCAGGUGGUCCACUGGGACCGUCAGUCCCCGGGAAUCCACCACGAUCGCGCAGACCGCUUAGUGGACCUUUACGCCUCAGGGGAGCAGCGUAGCUACGGACCUUCGUUCCUCCGGAGGAAGAUGAACAUCAGCAACCAGGCCUUCUCGGAGGGAGACUUCUCACUAACCAUAUCUGAUCUGCAGGCCACUGACCAGGGGGUGUACUCAUGUCACCUUCAUCAUCAUUACUGUGGUUUGCAUGAGAGGAGACAGUUUCAGGUCACAGUUGAACCACCGGUGAUUCACGCCACUGUCCCAGUCAAAGCACUGCCCAGUGCAGACAAAGACGCCAACAAAGUGGAGUCACCGCGGGUCAUCAACGUCGUCCUCCCCGACCACAGACAUCACUUUCUCCUGCCUCUGGGCUUCGUCCUCACUGCCUUCCUCCUUUUGGCGUUCGUCGUCCUCAUCAUCAUCCUCAUCACACGCAGACGAAGAACAACAGAAUCAUAUUCAAUGGACUCCACGAGAUCCAACAGAAGUCACAGCAGCUCAGAUGAGUUUGAGAUGGAUGUUGCAGAGGCAACGCUGACCGUCAGGGAGCCGGACGACAGACUCGACUUCAAGAACAACCUGCUGAAAGAGGUCAACAUGAACACGCCAAGUAAAGUCAUUGAUCUGGACAAAGAGAUGCAGAAGUGUCGCAAGUGAGAUAAGUGACAACGGGGUCACUGGCUGGUCCAGAGGCUGCUCAUCACGCCCACACUCCUGGGAGUUCUGGCAGGGGAGACUCCACAGAGACAUGUGUUUGUGUUUGCCAAAAUUCUUUGUUGUUACAUCCAAACAACACACAAACCCACGCUCUCGUUUUCUAAAGACACAAACACAAUGAAUGUAUUAUUCAUCAUGUCACGUCGUAAAUCCACGCUACUACAAGGUACCACAGUGCCACCUUGAUGCUAUUAAAUGCAGGUGCAGUACUGUAUUUUAAAUAGCGCCUGACUCAGUUGUAAAAUAGCAAAUGAACGUUCUAUUACAGCUUUGAUAUAUCUGUCAAACUUGCAUUCUGUUUUGGUCUGGACUAAAGGAACAUUGAAGGGCUACUUAUAGUGUAUACUGCUCUUUGAAAAUGUAGCUGUACAGUAUAUUACAGUAAUAAUAGAAGCAGUACAUGACUCAUUAUGCUUGAUUUCUUGUU
Molecule: messenger RNA, 1960 nt
Organism: Phycodurus eques (leafy seadragon)
Lineage: Eukaryota; Metazoa; Chordata; Actinopteri; Syngnathiformes; Syngnathidae
Product: matrix remodeling-associated protein 8-like
Exons: 12
Coding region: 169-1473 (434 amino acids)
Biological process (GO): cell adhesion; establishment of glial blood-brain barrier
Cellular component (GO): cell surface; membrane
Source: RefSeq, a predicted model, not a curated record